AAAGCAAGACGACAACUUCAAGAUCCUGCAGGUUCGUAACACAGAACAUUAUAUUUAUCGCUCGGCUACUCAUAAUAUUUCUGAAUGUGAAGAUACAGAGCUCAUGGGUUCCUUCAGGAGAUCAUCUGUUCUUUGCAGUGUCAUUCAAGGUCUGGCAGUUUGGAGUGUGGCUGCGGCUGGACAGCCGUGGUCAGUGACGAUUCCUAACCAGAUGUCCGCUCCGGUCGGGUCUUGCAUCGUCGUUCCUUGCUCCUUCACUCCCCCGACCGCUAACGAGGCCGUUGAAGUCACUUGGUACCAGUACGUCAAUCGUGGCUACCCGCUGGUGUACAGCGAAUCCAAACCGGGGGACGUCAUAGAUAAGUUUCGUGACAGCACGGAGUUAAUUGGCAGAGCGGGAAAGGGGAACUGCAGUCUCAAAAUCAACCCGACACGAGAAGCACAUAACGCUGAGAAGAUCUAUGUGUGGAUUGAGCCAAAUCAACUGGACGGCUACUUCUAUGAUCAGACGGUGACAUUAGAGGUUACAGAGAACGCCCCUCAGCCGGAGAUAAGGGUGCUGCGCAGUGAUCUAACAGAGGGGGAUGUGGUGAGACUGUCCUGUGAUGUCAUCCACACCUGCCCCCCUUCCCCCCCUUCCGUUUCCUUCCGCAACCACAGGGGGGUGCUCAGUUGGAGCCACAAUGAGCAAGAGGCGGGGCGUUGGCGCGUCUCCGUGGAGACGUCCUGGAAAGUGAACUCGGUGGACCAUGGGAGGGGCGUGACGUGUGAUGUCACACAUCCUGGCGGCCGGACAGCCAGGAGAGAGAUUGUGCUCCGUGUCACCUAUCCCCCGAAAUCUGUGAGUGUCCAUGGACCCCCAAACGCACUUCCACCUGGUGGAAGCGUGUCCCUGUCCUGCAGCAGUCAGGCCAACCCCCCUGCGACCUCCUUCCAGUGGUACCGUGUGGAUCAAGGCCAGCCCAAGCUAUUGGAGGUCAGCUCUAAGGACAUAAGAGUUAUGAAACUGGACCGCGACCAGAACCUGUACCGCUGCAAAGCCAGCAACAGCGUGGGGAGUGGCAGCUCGCCUGACUUUGAAGUCAUCAAAGAGUACCAGCCCUCCAUAUCCGAGGCCUCGGGGUGCUCCUUCUAUGCUGGGGCUGUGAGCUGCUGGUGUGAGGCUACGGCUAGGCCCUCGGCCUCCCUGCGGUGGAGGGUGGACGGGGUGACCCAGGCGGCCAGCCCCGCCCGGCCCAGCACCACCAGCGUGCACACGGUGAGGGGAGAGUGGGCCGGCAAAGCCGCCACCGAGCAGGUGAGCGUCACCUGCGUCUCCAGCAACCGGCACGGCCAGAAGGAGCGCCUCCUCAGGGUGUAUGUGAAAGCGCCUCUCUCUAAUGUGAUGGUGACCCAGCACCCGUCCCACCCCCGUGAGGGAGAGGGGGUGACCCUGUCCUGCACUGGACAGGGCUACCCACCGGCGUCGGGAUACCGCUGGUACCUGGGGCGGGACGGGCAGGAGAUCGGGCUGGCGGAGGAGUCCAGCGAGCUGUCGGUCCGUCCCGUGGCCAGAGACUCCGGACCCUAUCGAUGCACCGCCCGGAACCAGAUCGGCGAGUCCAGCUCCCCCGUCACUUCGGUCAACGUGGAGUACCAGCCCUCCAUAUCCGAGGCCUCGGGGUGCUCCUUCUAUGCUGGGGCUGUGAGCUGCUGGUGUGAGGCUACGGCCAGGCCCUCGGCCUCCCUGCAGUGGAGGGUGGACGGGGUGACCCAGGAGGCCAGCCCCGCCCGGCCCAGCACCACCAGCGUGCACACGGUGAGGGGAGAGUGGGUCGGCAAAGCCGCCACCGAGCAGGUGAGCGUCACCUGCGUCUCCAGCAACCGGCACGGCCAGAAGGAGCGCCUCCUCAGGGUGUAUGUGAAAGCGCCUCUCUCUAAUGUGAUGGUGACCCAGCACCCGUCCCGCCCCCGUGAGGGAGAGGGGGUGACCCUGUCCUGCACUGGACAGGGCUACCCACCGGCGUCGGGAUACCGCUGGUACCUGGGGCGGGACGGGCAGGAGAUCAGGCUGGCGGAGGAGUCCAGCGAGCUGUUGGUCCGUCCCGUGGCCAGAGACUCCGGACCCUAUCGAUGCACCGCCCGGAACCAGAUCGGCGAGUCCAGCUCCCCCGUCACGUCGGUCAACGUGGAGUACCAGCCCUCCGUAUCCGAGGCCUCGGGGUGCUCCUUCUAUGCUGGGGCUGUGAGCUGCUGGUGUGAGGCUACGGCCAGGCCCUCGGCCUCCCUGCGGUGGAGGGUGGACGGGGUGACCCAGGAGGCCAGCCCCGCCCGGCCCAGCACCACCAGCGUGCACACGGUGAGGGGAGAGUGGGUCGGCAAAGCCGCCACCGAGCAGGUGAGCGUUACCUGCGUCUCCAGCAACCAGCACGGCCAGAAGGAGCGCCUCCUCAGGGUGUAUGUGAAAGCGCCUCUCUCUAAUGUGAUGGUGACCCAGCACCCGUCCCGCCCCCGUGAGGGAGCGGGGGUGACCCUGUCCUGCACUGGACAGGGCUACCCACCGGCGUCGGGAUACCGCUGGUACCUGGGGCGGGACGGGCAGGAGUUCGGGCUGGAGGAGGAGUCCAGCGAGCUGUCGGUCCGUCCCGUGGCCAGAGACUCCGGACCCUAUCGAUGCACCGCCCGGAACCAGAUCGGCGAGUCCAGCUCCCCCGUCACGUCGGUCAACGUGGAGUAUGCCCCUCUUAUUCUCCGGAACUCCAGUUGCACCCUGGGUAACGGGCAGUGGAGGUGUGAGUGCAUUGUGGACGCCAGCCCCCCAGCGAAGGUCACCUGGUCCUCCGUGGGCUCCUCCACUAAUGAGAGCGGCAACACGUUGUCCACGCUCAGUGGGCGGGUCCUAAGGUCUGUCCUCACUGGACCAAUGGGAGACGGGGGCCACCGUUUCUACUGCAAUGCCACCAAUGAGCACGGAGACGACUUCUACCUGCUACAUAUCACAGUGGAGCAUUUUGGAAAGUGGGGAAUUGUCCUUGGAGCAAUCGGUGGAGCUGUGCUCAUAUGUCUUCUAUUGGGAGCAUUUUUAUAUUGUAAACGCACUAAAAGGCGCCCCAAACAUGCAGACCUUUCCCUAAAAGAAGUGAAAUGUGCUGGAGAGGAGGAAGUGAAGAUUGACAGUUUGUACUCAAAUAUAAGAGCAUGCCCUCCUGCCCAUGCACUGCCAGAGAGUAUGUACGAGGUGGAAGACGCACCCAGGUAUCAGGAAAUGAAGAGACAACCUUCAUAUGAUGACGAUGUGUACCAAAAUUACUGAGAUCUGCAGGACAAUCACAGCUGUCGGUCAUCUGCUUCCAGAUCAAAAGCGCUUCAGUGUACUCAGCAUUCAUAUUUUACGGUAUUCUCUGAAGUAAUCAGUGGACACUCAUUUCAUGCGUUUAUAACCUUAGUUCCAAUGGGUGCCAUUUUGGACACCAGAUGGCGCCAAAGGUACAUAAUUUAAAAAAUAAUAAUAAUUAAAAAAAACAGCCAGCACACCCGUUGCCCAUUAUCAUA
Molecule: messenger RNA, 3531 nt
Organism: Anguilla anguilla (European eel)
Lineage: Eukaryota; Metazoa; Chordata; Actinopteri; Anguilliformes; Anguillidae
Product: hemicentin-1-like
Exons: 15
Coding region: 104-3292 (1062 amino acids)
Source: RefSeq, a predicted model, not a curated record